This is a messenger RNA of Malus domestica (apple), 1891 nucleotides long. Its product is annotated as oligouridylate-binding protein 1-like. The record is from RefSeq and is a predicted model, not a curated record. Lineage: Eukaryota; Viridiplantae; Streptophyta; Magnoliopsida; Rosales; Rosaceae. Gene Ontology annotation, molecular function: mRNA binding.
AAUUCCCAAUCCUUUUGCUUUUUCCUUCUCAUCUUUCCCUCCUCUUCCAGAGGGGUUUUUUUUUUCUUUCUUUUUUCCCUUUUUUUUUUGGUUUUUGGUUUUUCAUUGUUUUUCUUCUUCUUCUUCCUCCCUCGUUUCCCUUGUAAUUUCACCUGCGUCUUCGUUUUUCCCUGAAACCCUAACCCUAAAAUUGCAAUUGCUAAGCAAUUUGUAUAAACUCCCCAAUUCUCUUCGUUGCGUGAGGAGGACGAUAUGCAACAGCAGAGGUUCAAGCAGCAAGCCAUGAUGCAGCAGUCGCUAUACCAACACCCUGCCCUCUUAGGGGCCCCUCAGGUUAUCCUGCUUGUUAUUAUUUCCUUGUUUCUAUUUAUCUACUGUUCGACAGAGGGCGUAUAAAGUGUGCAUAAAGAACAGGUGGAACAAUAUCAGUAUCGAUAGAGCCUAUCUUGAGUGGAAAUCUGCCUCCUGGGUUUGAUUCAAGUACUUGCCGCAGCGUUUAUGUUGGAAAUAUUCACCCACAAGUUACCGAACCCCUUAUGCAAGAAGUUUUUGCCAGUACUGGUCCACUUGAAGGAUGCAAGCUCAUAAGGAAGGAUAAGUCAUCCUAUGGAUUUGUUGACUACUUUGAUCGUAGGUCAGCUGCUCUUGCUAUUGUGACCCUUAAUGGCAGGCAUCUAUUUGGGCAGCCGAUUAAAGUUAAUUGGGCAUAUGCAAGUAGUCAGAGAGAGGAUACAUCAGGUCAUUUUAAUAUUUUUGUUGGUGAUCUUAGCCCUGAGGUUACUGAUGCUACACUGUUUGCAUGCUUUUCUGGUUAUUCCAGUUGUUCAGAUGCUAGAGUUAUGUGGGAUCAGAAAACUGGGCGUUCAAGGGGCUUUGGGUUUGUUUCUUUCCGAAAUCAGCAGGAGGCCCAAAGUGCAAUUAAUGACUUAAAUGGAAAGUGGCUUGGAAGUAGACAGAUUCGGUGCAAUUGGGCCACAAAGGGUGCUACUUCCAGUGAUGACAAGCAGAGUACUGAUUCUAAAAGUGUUGUAGAGCUGACGAAUGGAACGUCAGACGAUGGUCAGGAGAAGCCUAAUGAAGAUGCUCCAGAGAACAAUCCUCAGUAUACUACAGUUUAUGUGGGCAAUCUAUCUCCCGAGGUUACUUCAGCUGACCUCCAUCGUCAUUUCCAUGGCCUUGGUGCCGGAGUUAUUGAAGAUGUUCGGGUGCAGCGAGAUAAAGGUUUUGGGUUUGUGAGAUACAGUACGCAUUCUGAAGCAGCUGUGGCUAUCCAGUUGGGGAAUGCUAGGUUUCUGUGUGGCAAACCGAUUAAGUGUUCAUGGGGCAGCAAGCCUACUCCACCAGGGACAAGCUCGACCCCCCUGCCGCCACCAGCUGCAGUUCACAUUCCAGGUUUCUCAGCCGCCGACCUUGUGGCCUAUGAAAGACAACUGGCAUUGAGCAAAAUGGGUGGCGCCCAAGCCCUCAUGCUUCCGCAGGGUCAGCAUGCACUGAAGGCAGCCAUGGGGUUGGGUGCUGGAGCUAGUCAGGCCAUAUACGACGGUGGCUACCAUAAUGUAGCAACAACUCAGCAACUCAUGUACUACCAGUAACUGAGUCGGGACCCCCCCCCCCCCCCCCCCCCCCCCCCCCGAUAUACCUCGACGCUGAGGAAUACGUGUUUGAGAAAACCUAUAGGAUGUGUAAACGUUUUUCGGUUUUCCUUUUUUUCUUUUCGUUUUAAGGUGGUUUUCUUUGUAAUUUUUAGAUUUUAUGUAUCUUUAUAACUUAUACCUGCACUGUGUAUAUGGAUACUGUGCUUUUGUAACAUUUCGGGGUUAUGACCUUACUCAGCUUAGCAUGAUCUUAUUGACAGCUUUCUAUUAGCGAGUCAUUGUGGGAUUUCAUAUUA